Messenger RNA from Dentiscutata erythropus, 494 nucleotides. Lineage: Eukaryota; Fungi; Glomeromycota; Glomeromycetes; Diversisporales; Gigasporaceae. The record is from the annotation of a GenBank genome assembly.
AAGUGAUGAUACGGCCUAUACUUGAUAAUAAGGAUUUUUUAGAAAAAUGUCAAAAAUGGCUGUGGCAACAAACUCCUGAAUCACGAUUUCCUGGGGCUCUAAAAAUUUAUAUUAAAAAAAUAUUAUUGCCCAAAUUGGAAUAUACAAAAAAUACAAUAUCAGAGAAAACAUGUCGUACAUAUAUGUAUGCAUUAGGAUACAAAAAAGAGUGGCUAGAGAGGAUGUUUACAUAUAAGAAGUAUAUGAAAGAAUUUGUUGGCGAUAUGCUAAAGAUAAUAGUGCAGCUUGAACUUGAAAAGAAUGAAGAUAUUUUGUGUUCAAAACAUAUAGGGCAUUCUGUUAUAGUUUCAGCUUUUGUAUGCCUAUGCCAUGGAUUAUUACAAUUGUCUGAAGAGCAAUUCCAGGCCAAUUUGCAUGUUAAAUAUAAAGAUGUUUUUGUUAUUCACUUUGUACAAGAAGAUAGAUAUUGGAAGUCAGAGCAUAUGUUAGAACAG